AUGGGCCAGAGCAUCAGCAAACCCACGUCUAACCCCUUCCAGAACUCCAACUUCUUCUCCUCUUUUAAACGUGGCCCCUCCAGCCCCCCCGCCUCCAGUCCCUCCUACGAUCAGCCCGCGUCAACUCGACCGAGCAUCUUCGCGACACUCAGGAGACCCCCCGUCCCCAAACCCAACGAUUUCAUUCCUCUCUUCAACGACUGUAUCUAUGCCGCCUCGUCCAGAACCCAAGAGUACCUCCUCUUCAAAGACCCGGAGGACAAGUUCCACCCGAGCCCUGAGGUGUUCACUCAGGUCUUCCUAAUGACCUACAUCUCUCAGAGCAUCAGCCUCAACAUAACCGACGCCUUCAACUGCACAGCCAUGACGCCCGAACAGCGCAUCCUCCUGGGGGCUGACUGGGUUUGGGCCGUGCUGGAGAAGCCCACCAAGAACCCUCGGAUCCAGAUCGCUGUGCAAGUCCUGCAUAUGCCUGACAAGGAGGACGUCGAGGAGAACGACAUCCCCCCAGAGGCCUGCAGUGAAUCCGUCCAGAUUGCUCAGAAGGAGUCCAGCAACAAGUCCAUGUAUGAGAGGAUGGUGGACUUCUGCACCUCCAUUGGCAAGGACUGCUACGCCCUGUUCUUGUUCAUGGGGAAGAAAAACGAUAAGGGGAAUAUCUACGGCGUUCUCAGCAACAACUUUGAGGCGGCAAUCGGCAAGUGCAACAAGAUUGACAGAGCUCUUAUCGAGAACUUCUUCAAAGGCUCGAGGUAUCUCCACACACCUUCAGGAAUGAUGCAGGCAAUUGUCACCAAGAAAGACGGAGAGCCUCUCACUCUCAUGAUUAAAUUCAGCUGA
This is a messenger RNA of Chelmon rostratus (copperband butterflyfish), 840 nucleotides long. It is a transcript of the gene rep15, whose product is annotated as RAB15 effector protein. Bases 1 to 840 code for a protein of 279 amino acids. NCBI's taxonomy places the organism in Eukaryota, Metazoa, Chordata, Actinopteri, Chaetodontiformes, Chaetodontidae. Gene Ontology annotation, biological process: receptor recycling. The transcript is spliced from 2 exons. The record is from RefSeq and is a predicted model, not a curated record.